Messenger RNA from Bolinopsis microptera, 539 nucleotides. RefSeq lists its product as uncharacterized. NCBI's taxonomy places the organism in Eukaryota, Metazoa, Ctenophora, Tentaculata, Lobata, Bolinopsidae. Bases 8 to 334 code for a protein of 108 amino acids. The transcript is spliced from 3 exons. The record is from RefSeq and is a predicted model, not a curated record.
GCUAAAAAUGUCGUUUCAUAUGGAAGCAAUUAGAAGAUCUCGCACAUUAGCUAAAAAGAAGGAUGCUCAAUUCGCACUCUCCGCUAAGGAAGAGUCAAAGGAAUUACAGGGACAGGCUCUUGAAGAACAUGUUGAAAACAUGUGCAGAGAAUACACAUUUCCCCGACGUGCUAUAAGCAGCUACGAGAUACCAAGAUACUCCACUGCUCCUGAAGCUAAGAGUGACAGUGUAUUGGACAAGGAAUUGUGGGAGACACAGAGGAAGUUGAGAAAUAGUUGCCUCUACAUGGGACCUUAUUAUCCGGGAACCGGGGCGUGGUCCGCUGCUCAGUGAGGAGGACACUUGUUAGAUUAAAUAACUUGUUUGGAACUUGCUCGGAUUUAGAUUUAUGAUCCUAUGACUUGAUGUGAAUGAUUUAAUAUUGAGAAUUUUGUUUAGAACGUGUAUAAAGUGUAUUAUAUAGAUAAGAUUUGUGUUUUUGUCUAGAAGUGAUCCGUUUUGUGUAAAUAAAUUAUUUUUCUUUUAUUUAUGAUUCCCA